AUGGGACUGCUCGAGCUGUGGCAACUCACGUGGAUACUAGCUAUUGCAGCUGCAUUGCUGUCGUUCCAAAGUGAUGUCUGUCGUGCAUUUGUUUUGCAAGGCAAGACGCGCACUUCAGCACGUCUUCCCCACCUAUGGCUGUUGCGGGUGGAAAUGCCCAAGAGCUACUGGACGUGGUUCUACCUCGUUGCCGCACUACAUGGCAAUUUCAUACUGAUCGCUAUCGUGUUUUGGCAACACUCCAAAGUCGUCCAAGAUGCGCUGCACGUCGCCCAUCCAUCGACGGAUCAAGGAACGACCAAUGAUAUCACGAUCCAGCCACACGCUAUCGCGUUCCUUAUGCUGUUUGCAGCGCAUACGACACGACGCUUGAUCGAGUCACUCCUGGUCACUGCGUUUGGCACGGCCAAAAUGCACGCAAGUAUACUUUUCGUAGGCAUGUACCAUUACGUGGCCACGGUCCUGUCCGUCCUGUCCGAUCCUGACGCCAUCACGCACCAUCCAGACACCAAUGGUCGUACAAUUAUGACGGGACUCGGUCUCGUGCUUUUCACGCUGGCGUCGUACCAUCAAUCCCGCUGCAACUACCUCCUAGCACAGCAAAAGCGUGCGAAUCACAUGAACUACGUGAUUCCUUGCGGCGACUGGUUCAACGUGGUGCGCAGUCCACUCUACACAGCUGAGCUGAUGCUCUACAUCAGCUUCGUCUUGGUCACUGGCGGGAGUAUCUUCAUGCUCUACCUCGUGUCUGUCUGGGUCCUGGUCAACCAAGUCCUCCUCGCCCACCUCAACUCGCAAUGGAUCGAGCACAAGUUCCGCGACCAAAAAGACGAGCUGCUGCCCAAGUGGAACCUCGUCCCCUUUAUUUGGUAA
Molecule: messenger RNA, 873 nt
Organism: Peronospora matthiolae
Lineage: Eukaryota; Oomycota; Peronosporomycetes; Peronosporales; Peronosporaceae
Source: the annotation of a GenBank genome assembly